GUUCGGUUGAGCUCCAAGUAGACCAGCGGCAGCGGCGGCGGCAGCGGUGCCGGAGGCGCAGAGGGCGGUGCAGGCGGAGCCGGGCGGGAGGGCGCGCGAGCGAGCCAGCGGGCAGCCGGGCCGGCGGGCGAGCGGCGGCGGCGGCGGCACCGGCACUCCAGGCCGAGCCGGCGCGGGAGGAGUUCCAGGGCGAUGGGGCCGCGGCCGGGGCUGACGCUUUGACAGCUGGAAAGAGCGCGGAGCCAGCGCCUGGGGGGGAGGGAGGGGAGCGCGGCGAGGAGAGCGCGAGCGAGUGUGCGAGCGAGCGCCGGGGAGGGGGCCGGGAGCGAGGGGGCAGCUCGGGAGCAGCCGGAGCGGUAGCGGCGGCGGCGGCGGCGAGGAGGCUCGGCGUCCUCUUCUCUGCAAACCAUGUUUGCCAAAGGCAAAGGCUCGGCGGUGCCCUCGGACGGGCAGGCUCGGGAAAAGUUAGCUUUAUAUGUCUACGAAUAUUUACUGCACGUAGGAGCACAGAAAUCUGCACAGACCUUCUUGUCGGAGAUUCGAUGGGAAAAAAACAUCACGUUGGGAGAACCGCCUGGGUUUUUGCACUCGUGGUGGUGCGUAUUUUGGGACCUUUACUGUGCAGCUCCUGAAAGGCGAGACACUUGUGAACAUUCAAGUGAAGCAAAAGCCUUUCAUGAUUACAGUGCAGCAGCCGCCCCGAGCCCCGUGCUUGGCAACAUUCCCCCCAACGAUGGCAUGCCGGGAGGCCCCAUCCCUCCGGGUUUCUUUCAGGGUCCUCCCGGGUCACAGCCCUCGCCGCACGCACAGCCUCCACCUCACAAUCCCAGCAGCAUGAUGGGACCCCACAGUCAGCCUUUUAUGUCACCGCGAUACGCAGGCGGCCCCCGGCCCCCGAUCAGAAUGGGAAACCAGCCUCCGGGAGGAGUUCCUGGGACACAGCCACUGCUGCCCAAUUCCAUGGAUCCCACGCGACAACAAGGUCACCCCAACAUGGGAGGAUCAAUGCAGAGAAUGAACCCUCCUCGAGGAAUGGGGCCCAUGGGGCCCGGCCCACAGAAUUACGGCAGCGGCAUGAGACCACCACCCAACUCCCUCGGCCCCGCCAUGCCCGGGAUUAACAUGGGCCCGGGAGCUGGCAGACCCUGGCCCAAUCCUAACAGUGCUAACUCAAUUCCAUACUCCUCCUCAUCACCCGGUACCUACGUGGGACCCCCUGGUGGUGGCGGCCCCCCAGGAACACCCAUCAUGCCUAGUCCUGCAGAUUCAACAAAUUCCAGUGACAACAUCUACACAAUGAUUAAUCCGGUGCCGCCUGGAGGCAGCCGGUCCAACUUCCCAAUGGGUCCAGGCUCGGACGGCCCGAUGGGGGGCAUGGGCGGCAUGGAGCCACACCACAUGAACGGCUCGUUAGGGUCAGGUGACAUAGAUGGACUUCCAAAAAAUUCUCCUAACAACAUAAGUGGCAUUAGCAAUCCUCCAGGCACCCCUCGGGACGAUGGCGAGCUAGGAGGGAACUUCCUCCACUCCUUCCAGAAUGACAAUUAUUCUCCAAGCAUGACGAUGAGUGUGUGACUCCCCCCCUCCUCUUCUCCGAGACGCUGAGAGAGCCAGCAUUGCAGGCGGGAAGAUGCCAGAAAUUAUGCAAGAAGAAGUGAGGUGUCAUUACCCAGGAGCUGGGGGAGGGGUGUCUCCUGCUCCCCCCCAACCCCCACCCUGUCCUCCACCCCCUCCACCUUUCCCAGUUUUAGUUUCAUGCAAUAAAAAGGCCGAACUUUUUAUUCCAUAAAACAUGAAGGACAAAACUCAAAAUAAAAUAUAUUUCAAGUCAAUGACCAGAAAAAUCCCACCCUUGCCCUUUCCCGAAGGACCUUUGAUGUCCAUGACACUUUUCUGUUUUUUUUGUUUGUUUGUUUGGGGUUCUGCUGUUGUUGGGAUUUUUUGUUUUGUUUUGUUUUCAGGGGGGUUUUUUUGGGGGAAAAAUUUUUAAAAAUGGAAGCUUCUAGCAAAUCCCCCCAACCCCACCCCAAUCAACCUCUUUGCUUUCUUCUUUAAAAAAAAAAAAAAAGGACAAAAAAAAAAAAUAAAACCAAGCCCCGUUGUCUGUACCCAAGCCCUUCCACCAGGAAAGCUAGUCUAGGUGUGAGAUCUCACCUGUCUUUGUAGCCAUCUAAAAAUAAUAAUAAUAAUUAUAAUAAACUGGGCAGUUUACAAUCGGUGGUUUCUUUCAAACGGCCUGUUUUGGAAAGAAAAAAGGAGUCACCCUUUUCCACUUGGGGUUUUUGGUUUGUGCUGAUGAGCGAGGGAGGGGCGGGAACCUGUUUUGUUUUCGCUUGGUCUCUCCCGGCGAGGUGGCGACAGCAGCCGCACAGCUUGGACCCCAGACCCCCUCCCUCCCCCAUGGUGUGGCCGGAGGGGCCAGACCACCAACCGCUUUCAGGAUCCCGCCCCAGCGGAGCCGCGCUGUGACCCGGUUGGCAUGCACUGUGUUCCCAGGACUGCUUCCUCCCUCUUCUGGACCUCUCCUCACCCGCCUCCCGCCCCCUCCUCAGCCCCCGCCCCAGUCUUCCCAGUGAGGAUCCUGCCAGCGGGGUGGUGGCUUGGAGCGGAGUGGGGGAGGCCGCCCCCGACAGGAUGGCUAUGACCUGGGACGUGGAAACCGUGACCUCUGCGUUCUCCUCCCUCGCAUCGUCCACAUUGCGUGUGCGGGCAGCGUAGGGCUGGAGUUGGGUUUUCUUUUUUUUUUUUUCUCUUGAUUCUUCCUUCUUUUUCAAAGAUGGGAUAUUGACCAGAAUUGCUCUGUAUAUGCUUGGAACUGGAUGGAAAGACUCUGGAAUAGCUUUGGGGGGCGGGGGGGGGACACCGACAACCAAACAGAUGUGCUGUUUCCGGACCUGUUUUUAUUUUCAAAAACCGACAAACGCCACAGUGGAGCCUGUCCCCCUCCCAGGAGGAGUGACUCAUGGCCUCCCUCACCUCACCACCCUGCAUCGUAACCUCUGUGUCUUGCCCUGAGACACCUGAAUUCUUUGUACAUUUACACCCCUCUCCCCCCUCCCCUGUAGCUGGUCUUUGUUUUCUUCCCUCCUUUGAUCCAUGUAUAUCAUAUUAUGUGAGAUAUCAUCUGCCUGAAAAAAGACCUUGUGCGGAUUAUUGGGAACAUUGUAGCUGUUUCUGUGUUUUUUCUUACCUUGUAGUCUGGUUCUGAAUUAAGAGAGGAAAAAAAAAAAGUAAUUAUGAUACAUUGUAGUUUGUGUACGAUAUAUGUUGAUAACGUUUUAUUAAAGGGACAUCUUUUUUCCGCA
Cervus elaphus (red deer) is the source of this 3305-nucleotide messenger RNA. RefSeq names its product single stranded DNA binding protein 3 (gene SSBP3). The record is from RefSeq and is a predicted model, not a curated record. Gene Ontology annotation, biological process: positive regulation of transcription by RNA polymerase II. Lineage: Eukaryota; Metazoa; Chordata; Mammalia; Artiodactyla; Cervidae. Bases 409 to 1575 code for a protein of 388 amino acids. Gene Ontology annotation, cellular component: nucleus. The transcript has 18 exons. Gene Ontology annotation, molecular function: single-stranded DNA binding; protein binding.